This is a messenger RNA of Fusarium mangiferae, 993 nucleotides long. RefSeq lists its product as uncharacterized. NCBI's taxonomy places the organism in Eukaryota, Fungi, Ascomycota, Sordariomycetes, Hypocreales, Nectriaceae. Bases 1 to 993 code for a protein of 330 amino acids. The transcript has 2 exons. The record is from RefSeq and is a predicted model, not a curated record.
AUGACGCCAAACAAAAACGACAAAGACACUCCUAUGGAGCAGAGCGAGCUCCCAAGAACGUCAGAGAAUGCGCAAGACCGGCCCCUUUCCGACAAUGCUGUUUCCGAGCCCAACACCACUGUCGCUUUGCGUCCUGCUUUUGGUACCAGCAAUGCCGUCAACUCGCCUGGUCAAAACACGUCCCUUAUGCAUGGAAGUACCUUUCAUGGCGCCAUGGGCUUCAGCAGAGGUCGCGGCGGAUGUGGCAGGGGAAACCGUGGUCGUGGAAGAGGACGAGGCCAGUCCAGUCGUGGACGAGGUGGAAUCCAAAAGCACACGUCCACAUCGCUCACUCAGAAAAUUGUCAUGAACAAGGCCCUGGAUAAUCACGUCAACAACACUAUUACGGCUCCCUCCAGCCAAACUCGCGAUGGCAGUCUCUCUACCGUCAGCACCCCUCGGCAAGCGUACACUCAUAAUAUGGGAACCGAAUAUGACCACAGCAACGAAGUGGCGAGGCGUCGACGUUUGGUUAGAAUGGGACGGACCCCGGAGAUUUCCCAGGUGAAUAAGAACGAGUGUGCUUUCUGUGAAAGGAAGACACACAAGAUCGACAACCACCUCGACCUUCCCAACGGUGACCUCCCAGGAUGCAUUCUGUGUCACAGCAUACAGCACAACACGGAAGACUGCGCCAAAAUAGUUCCGUGGUGGGAUUUACUUUACAGUUGGCUACAGGACGACAGCUCCAGGGGACAACAGUUUCCAGUAGGAUUCCCUUGGUCUAAGAAAUUCACCAAAGAAGUGAGCCGUCGAAACUACGGCCUGUAUAUCCGGGACCUCCAGAUCCAACUUGAUCAUCGCGGUUACCUCCCAGCGGACUUCCCCAAAGACGAAAAGACUGCCACUCUGGACGCAGUCUACCUGAACUACAUCGCUAAAGAUGGUAAAACAUGGGUCGCUGAUCUUGCCAAGAGGGUACUUGGUGAAGGGGGACGCAAUGGGUCAAGCUAG